CGAGACCUGUCGCUCCACCUGGGGGCCCGAUGCCCGCCGCUCCGCCUGGGGGCCCGAGACCUGUCGCUCCGCCUGGGGGCCCGAGACCUGUCGCUCCGCCUGGGGGCCCGAUGCCUGUCGCCCCGCCUGGGGGCCCGAUGCCUGUCGCCCCUCCUGGGGGCCCCUGGCCCCGCUGGGGGCCCUGCCUGUCGCCCGCCUGGGGGCCCGAUGCCUGUCGCCCCGCCGGGGGGCCCGAUGCCUGUCGCCCCUCCUGGGGGGGCCCGAUGUGCCUGUCGCCCCGCCUGGGGGCCCGAUGCCUGUCGCCCCGCCUGGGGGCCCGAUGCCUGUCGCCCCUCCUGGGGGCCCGGCUGAGUGCUGCUGCCCGC
Messenger RNA from Staurois parvus, 365 nucleotides. NCBI's taxonomy places the organism in Eukaryota, Metazoa, Chordata, Amphibia, Anura, Ranidae. The record is from the annotation of a GenBank genome assembly.